AGAGAGAGAGCUUGUGGGUCGUUUCAGCAUAUGACCGACUGCUAGUGAUAAGUUGCCUUUGACAGUUGUCUUGAAAGAAGUUUGAGAUCCAGUUAGUAUGCCCUUAAAGGUUAUGGACUUCAAUACAAUUUCUUUCUAGGAAUCAGUUAGUAAGUACUGUUAACUAUGGGUGGAAAGUUGAGCCUGGGCUUGUUCGUAUUGUUGGGGGUGUUCAUUUUUAAAGGUUCAGCUCAAUCAAGCCUGCUUAGUACUAAUUUUUAUGCCAAUUCCUGUCCCAAGGUUGAGGCUAUUGUAAAAAAUGUUGUUAGUUUGAAAUUUAAUCAGACAUUUGUUACUGUUCCUGGGACGCUGAGGCUUUUUUUUCAUGACUGCUUCGUUGAGGGAUGUGACGCCUCUGUGAUUAUCCAAUCUACUGCGAACAAUACGGCGGAGAAAGACUUUCCAGACAACUUGUCCCUUGCUGGGGAUGGAUUUGAUACUGUAAUCAAAGCGAAGCAAGCUGUAGAGAACGUAUGUCCUAAUAUCGUGUCAUGUGCUGAUAUCCUAGCCAUUGCUACCAGAGAUGUUAUACGACUGGCGGGAGGCCCAGCUUAUAGCGUGGAGUUGGGGAGAAGAGAUGGACUCAUAUCUCAAGCAUCCAGAGUCGGUGGAAACCUGCCCAAGUCUUCAUUCAAUCUCGAUCAGUUGCUCUCUCUCUUCAACAACAAGAGCUUAUCUCUGAUAGAUCUGAUUUCUUUAUCUGCGGCACACACAGUAGGGUUUUCUCACUGCAAUCAAUUUUCGAGCAGAAUUUAUAGCACUCCAAUUGACCCCACUCUGAAUCCUACUUAUGCGAGUCAACUACAAGGAAUGUGUCCAAAAAAUGUGGAUCCUACCAUUGCUAUUAAUAUGGACCCUACAACUCCUAAUAUAUUUGACAAUGUCUACUACCAAAAUCUCCUAAAUGGUAAGGGCCUUUUCACUUCUGAUGAGGUAUUAUUCACAGACGGACGGUCCAAACAAACUGUUCAACUCUAUGCAAAGAAUGUCUCUGCAUUUAAUCAAGGCUUCAUAAAUGCAAUCACAAAUAUGGGUCGGAUUGGUGUUAAGGUGGGAAAUCAAGGACAAAUUAGAAAAGAUUGCAGCGCUUUCAAUUAGUAAGGCUGAUUCUUAGAUUUCUCAAUCAAUUUAAUAGUUGAAAUAAAUGUGUCUUAAAUUCAAGGCGUUUGCAGAUCAGAACUAAGAAUGCAGAUUU
Cryptomeria japonica (Japanese cedar) is the source of this 1234-nucleotide messenger RNA. RefSeq names its product peroxidase 50-like. Gene Ontology annotation, biological process: response to oxidative stress; hydrogen peroxide catabolic process. Lineage: Eukaryota; Viridiplantae; Streptophyta; Pinopsida; Cupressales; Cupressaceae. The transcript is spliced from 4 exons. Gene Ontology annotation, molecular function: peroxidase activity; heme binding. The coding region runs from base 166 to 1137 and encodes 323 amino acids. The record is from RefSeq and is a predicted model, not a curated record.